GCGGAAAGCAUAGCACCGCCAGGUGCCCCUUCAUGCAUGGUUCAUAGGCUAUAAAAGCCCGAAACGCAGCGUUGGUCCAAUACUAUACAGCACAUCAGCAUCGGCUAUUGCGUGCCUAUACCUCGCCACAUACCCUACAAGCAUCACCACCAGAAACCUGAAAAUGACUGGCUUGAACAGCUAUGUACUGCGCUACUUCCCGGCUCAUGGUGUUACAGAGACGAUCCGCCUUCUGCUUGACUUUGUCGGCGCCGAGUGGACUGAGGAGCAUCCUGAGUGGCCGGCGAAGAAGGCAGAGCAGCCAUUCGGGCACCUGCCAGUCCUCGUCGAGAAGAACUCUGACGGCGAAGUGGUUUUCAUUCUUUCCGAAUCGCUUGUCAUCGAGCGCUACCUCUUGCGCAAGUACAAUCUAAUGCCGUCCGAUCCCACGCUCGCUGCUCGCCAGGAGCAACUACGUGACCAGCUCUAUGACACAUAUGUUGCUAUGGGCUAUGCCAUGCAUUCUGAUGGAGACUUCAAGCAGAUGUUGGUGCGCAGGCGUGACGAGAUGCUCGAAAGCCUGACACGGGUUCAUAGCAAGGCGCUUCAGGACAACGGUGGCAAUGGUCACUUCUUUGGCGACAAGACCACGUACCCCGACCUUGCUUUUUAUGCAUUUGUCGUACACAUCCGUGCUGAGUCGGCAAAGGACGGCUCCGCUGAGCUCACUGCUCACUUUAACCUGGAGGCAGUGCCCGAGUUCGGGAAACUUGUUGCUGCUAUCGAGGCAGACCCGGCUCUGCAGAGUUAUUUUGCAACGAAGGAGAAGGUCGCACGCGCCUAGUGUUUUCUGUUUACCGUAUCAGCAUAAAAGCUUUGGAUUUGUCAGAUUGUGAACUGUUCCGACAAUCUGCUCCGACAUUACUCCUCAAUGCGCGUUGAUCCUCCACCUUGGCGCUAACAAUAUCAGCAACGCCCCAUCCGCACAUCGGAAUAUUGUAUUUAGAGAGCGUGUCGGUGUUUGCGUAAUCGUCGAGGGGCACCAGCUAUAAAAGCUGGAAAAACAUACAGCCUGAUGCGGCUGGACACCAGGCUCUCCUUUUUGACUGAACAAACUACAGACCUAUCUACCAAGCAUUUACAAGCCGCUAUGUCUACUCAAGAUUCGCUGUCCUACACCCUCCGCUACUUUGACGUACAAGGCCUUUGCGAGACCACUCGGCUGAUACUUGAUCUGAAGGGGAUCGAAUGGACCGAGGAGAAUCCAGAGUGGCCGGCGGCAAAGGCUGACCAGCCAGUUGGCCGUAUGCCUGUCCU
Linderina pennispora is the source of this 1296-nucleotide messenger RNA. RefSeq lists its product as uncharacterized. The record is from RefSeq and is a predicted model, not a curated record. The transcript has a single exon. Gene Ontology annotation, molecular function: glutathione transferase activity. Gene Ontology annotation, biological process: glutathione metabolic process. Bases 164 to 823 code for a protein of 219 amino acids. Lineage: Eukaryota; Fungi; Kickxellomycota; Kickxellomycetes; Kickxellales; Kickxellaceae.